GGCGCAGCCAGACAAAAUCAGCGACAAAACGAAAACAGCUUCAGUGCGAAAAAGUUGCAAAUUCGGUGAAAAUUUGCAUUCUUGUCGGUGAAAAUCGAAUCCGUUCGCGCGAAAGUGGUUUCAAUUUGUGGCGGAAGUGACCGGUCGCCGGAAGAAAGUGGAGGUUUCAACGGGGCAGUGAAUUUCGGUGCGUUUAACGUGAAUCAAAUUUGGUGUCGAGAAGCUAACCUCCAAAGUCGCCCAUUUUUGCUUCACUCUGUGGGUGGCGGAGGCUGCGUUGUUGUGUUUUGGUGUUUGGUUCGGUUCGAUCGGGCGGAGCCGAAAAGGAAAAGAAGCCCUACACGGGAACUAGCUAUGCACCGCCAUGAACGAUAGCCGGUGGUCAGCGAACGUUGCUUUGAGAAGUGGCUUGGGAGCUAGAGAACAGAGUGGUAGCAGUGGAGGAGGAGGAUCGUCGCUCUCUGCGGGAGGCAAGAUGCAGCAUUCUAGCGGAGCGGGUGGCGGAAGCGGCGGCUCCCUAGGGAUGAACAAUGGCGAGUCGGGAAUCCUGCGCAAGCCGGGCCAUCACCACCAUCAUCAUCAUUUCUAUCAUCAGGACAACUUCGCCGACCUGCUGGUGUUCGGGUACUCGUGCAAGGUCUUCCGGGACGACGAGAAGGCCCGGUUCAUCGAUCAGGGCCGGCACCUGAUUCCGUGGAUGGGCGACAAUCAGUUGAAGAUAGACAGAUACGAUGCCCGAGGAGCCCUGCAUGACCUGUCGCAGCACGAACCCCCCCUGGGAGGCUACGGGAACCGGUUCGAUUGUCUGCCGCCGGCCGAGCAACGAGCCGAGCAGCUGUGCGAAGAGGAACGAUACUAUAGUCUGUACGCCAACGAGGUGGAGGAGGAAAUAGAGCAGGAGGAAGCGGCCAAACGGGCGGCCGCUGCCGGUGCCCAGAUCGCCUUCGAUUACGAUGCACCUGCCGCAACGGUGGUCGGUCCGGAACCGGCAGCCCCCGGUGACGACGACGAAAACAGUUGCGAUCCACCUUUCGUCGCUCCGGCCAACUUUGAAAUCCCGUCCGAGCUGGACGUGCCGGACACGAUGAAGGAACACGCCAUCAUUGAAAAGACUGCCAAAUUUAUCGCCUCCCAGGAUUCGCAGAUGGAGAUUCUGCUCCGGGCGAAGCAAGCCGCCAAUCCGCAGUUUGGAUUUCUGAGCCCGGGUGGGCGCCUGUACCGAUACUAUCGUCACAUGUUGAUGGCCAUCAAGACCAAUCAGUACCCCGAGGAGGUACCGGAAGAAGAAGCAAAUGGUGCAGAGGAAGCGACGGAAGAUGCCGCAGCAGCCGCCGAACCGUCCCCAGAGAAGCCUACCGUGGUUGUUCCGACCAUAAAGUACAAACCAUCGAUCGAUUGUGCCUACACACAGUUGAUAAGCAAGAUCACCGGGGCUCCGAUUCCCACCAAGGACAAAGCCGAGGAAGAUCUGACCAAUGAAUCUGGUUCACCAAGCUCGACCACUGUUCAGCCGAGCGAGUUGGAACUUGCGCCGGAAGUGCCGAAGGUUUCCACCGGUUUGGCAGGGCUUGUGCAGUACGACUCGGACAGUGAGGAAAGUGGGAACGAAGCCGUGGAAGAGAAGAAGGAAAAGAAACCGGAGCCGGAAAUGGUGCGGAGGGAGAUCACAUUCAGCGGUAAACUUCCUCCGGAAAUAUUCCAACACGUGAUUGAGAAAACGGCAACGUAUGUGGCCAAAAAUGGGUACAGCUUCGAGGACGCUCUGCGAACGAAGAAUGAUCCGCGAUUCCUGUUCCUCCGGAAGGACCACGAAUUCUAUCCGUUCUACGCCUUCCGGGUCCGGUAUUUGAUCAGCCCGUUCGAGGAGGUACCGAAAAGUCCGGAAAAAGUGACCAUUACGCGCGAGAUCGAGAAUGGAACAGUGGUGGAAACGCCCAGCAUCGGCAUCAAGACUGUCAACACGGCUGCUCCGCUUCCGGUUCCGGCGCCGCAGACCCAGAUUCAGGCAAACAAGCCGGGCGGGGCGGUGUGCUUUUCGAUCAAGAGCAAAGAUGACGCCACCGUAGCUGCGCUGAAGUCCUCGAACGUCGCGCAGGAACUUGGCGGAGGAGAUGAAGAGGAACAGGAAUCGAAGAAAGAGCCGGAAAAGGAAAAGGAGAAGGAGAGGAGUAAGUCACCAGUUCCGAUGGUAGAAGCUGCGGAACCUGUGAAAGAGCCAUCGGAGGAAAAAGAGAAAGUCGAAGAAGAAGUUAAAACUAUUGUAAAGAGUAGCACUCCGCCUCCGGUGGUUGUGGUCGUUCCACCGGUGGAGGAACUGAAGAGCUCCACUCCACCUCUGGAAGAUUGCAAGCCACCUAUCGUCGUCAGCACCACACCCCCGGACAGUACCGCAGCAGACAACACUUCCAAAGAUCAGAAACGCUUAGAAGAUCGCAUCAAGGACAAGCUAGCCGUAGCGGCCCGCGAAAGGCUGGCUUCCAUCACCAAGGAGAAGCAACUACAACUGGAACGAAAGAAAAGGGCCAGCAUGUUUCUUAGCUUGAUCAAUAAAAACGAACCGGAUCAGACCGUCGACGAACCGCCCCCAGCCAAAAAGCCUGCUCUGGAAACGACACCCGAACCCGAAUCAUUCACCGCCCAAGAAACAGCAGCCAAGAACGGGCUCGAACUGUUAAAGAAUCAGUUCUCCGAUCAGGAAGACGAGAAGGGAGAUGGGGACGGCGACGACGGAAACGAAAGCAGUGACAGUUCGGAGAUGUCGGUGCAUUCGAUCCCUUCGGUCAGCGACAGUCCCGACUCGAAGCAAGCACCCAGCAGUGCCGAUGACGAUGUGGUCUUUGUGGCGGAGGACAAUGACGGCGGUAGACCGUCCCGAUCCCGAACGCGAUCGAAGUCCAUUUCCGUUUCGGGUAGUAGCAAACCCAAAAAGCGAAAGCACAAACACAAAAGCAAGAGUAAGAAAUCCAAGAAGAAAAAAACCGCCUCGAGUAGGAGUCGCAGCCGGACGCCGAGCAAGAAGACCAAGCGAAAGCGUAGCCGAAGUCGGUCGAAAAGUUCGCGACGAUCUCGGAGUAGAUCUCCUCCGAUGGAGAAGGAUUCUUCGAAAAAGAAAAAGAAGAAGAGCAAAAAGAAGAGUCACAAGCAUAGUAAAACUUCUCGGUCGUCUUCGACGUCGCGACACCAUCAUAAAAAAGAACAUCGGGAGACAGAAGAGCGAGAUUCGGAUUAUUGGGUGUAGUGCUAGUGAGACAGGGGAAGAUAUUUUUGUGAAUAAUGAGUGUACAGUAUAAAAAGUAAA
Aedes albopictus (Asian tiger mosquito) is the source of this 3298-nucleotide messenger RNA. RefSeq names its product protein suppressor of white apricot (gene su(w[a])). Bases 365 to 3238 code for a protein of 957 amino acids. NCBI's taxonomy places the organism in Eukaryota, Metazoa, Arthropoda, Insecta, Diptera, Culicidae. Gene Ontology annotation, molecular function: RNA binding. The transcript has 5 exons. The record is from RefSeq and is a predicted model, not a curated record. Gene Ontology annotation, biological process: RNA processing; mRNA 5'-splice site recognition.